AUGAUAACGUGUCAAACUUGAUCAUGUGAUUAAUACAGUUGUGCUGACAAUGAUAUGCAAUGUAUUUCAAAAGUCGCUUUUAUCUUAAAAAAAUGAAAUAAAAAUAAUCAAAACACAUAAUAAAAGUAGUCAAAAGCUUUAUUACUUGACCGACAAAGUCACGAAAAAGCAAAAUGAGUCUAUAAACCCAAACAUUUACUGUAGAAAGUCAAAAAUGUCAAUGGCAGAGCAGAUAUUAAGACGUAUUGGCACCGUUUCUGACCACUGCUUCACAUCUGUGUUGCAUUGAAUCACUCUUGAACUAUAAUACAAACAGUUUAAGACUGCUGUACUACAUUCCUCUGAUAGCCUGGUUUCGACUCCAUGCAACACAGAUGUGAAACACUGGUCAAGAAUGCUUCUUAGGCAACUAUUCAGUGCAAAAAAUCCAACCAUGCAGUGCAAAAUCCUUGAAGAUUUUGCUUUUCUGUCAAUCAUGGAGCUAAUAUUUAGUCAUAUCGGCAGCUUCACAUCUGUGUUGCAUGGAGUCAAUUGUCUUUUUUUUGGUUCCAGACCUGGACCAUUGGACAACGUCUCACAAUUUAGAGUUUUCAGUUCAUGCCCUCAAAAGUCAAAAGUUGAUUGCAUUAGCGACUAUUUCUAACAAGUGCAUCACUUCUGUGUUGCAUGGAGUCCACCCACUUGUGUCACCUGUGUGUUCAUUGUUUCUGGUCUGGAAUAUCAGUUGACAAGUGACUCCAUGCAAUUGAUGUGAACCAGCUAUCAGCCUACAAUUGCUUUUCCUGAAUUUUCUUCGAUGUUUUGAUUUGGAAUCCUGUGUUCAGUGUUUAUUGUUUACAUCUGCGUCAAUAAAAGAUAAGAUAAGGCUGCUAAUGUAACGAAAGGCACAUAGCCUAUAGACGGACACUUGGAACUGAGUCCUACCACAAAUAGCGAAAAUCCACCAGUAAUUGACACCCUGACCCUUAUAAUUAAAUAUAUAUGACUCCAGAUGCACAAAGCACUAUUUUUGUCUAAAUGAAGCUCCUCAACUCACUUGCAUCUAUAAUAGGUUUUAGAUCUGUAUUUUAAUGCUGUCUGCCUCUUGCGCUGGCCAGCCGAAGAACAAUUCGGUGGACAAUAAAAAAUAAUUCUAUUCUAUUGUUCAACAUGGCGCUACUUUUAUAUUAGAAGAGCCUUUAUCCCAAGCCCACAAUCAGCAAAGUGGUGAGUGAAUGAAUAAUGGAGGAUCGGUUCACCCCAACAAAUCCGUACGAAUCCCAAAAGGGCACAGAACAGCAAUUCCAGCCAUUAGCUGAUUUUUGAAUUUGUCUAUCCAUAAGUAAAACAGUUGCAACAAAUAGCAAAAAGAACACAAGGGCAAAAUGGAAAGUAACAUUUUCAAAUGUCCUUCUUUGACCCCCUGAAAAAAAAGAAGGACGAAUCUCUGACCUUUGAGCAGCAGCAGUAGAAACAACAUCGACCUUGAAGUGUCCAUGGCCAAGCCAGACGAUGCCCGAUGACUUCAGCAACCACCUUAAGUACCCACACAGGACACACCCACAUACAAAGGUGGCACGGUUGACAACUGGUUAGAACGUCUGCCUCACAGUUCUGAGGACCGGGUUCAAAUCCGGCCUGGCCUGCGUUUACAUGUUCGCAUCCACCUCCGUGACAACAAGAUGGCCAAGCACUGGGACGUCUUCACUGGUCUCGCUCGAACUCAUCCGACCCAUCUCAAGACUUGCUCCCCAACAUGUUUCAGGAAGGCCUUCACUUCUCACAACACACUUGUCAGACUGUUAUCUUCUGGGGUCAUCUUCAUACUCUUCUGAAACACGGCUGGCAUCAUCUGGAAGCAUUGGCCUUUUGGCAUUUUUUUGCUCUUUAUUUUCCAGUGCUAACAUGUUUUUCUUUUUUUUUUUUGCUGUUUUUGUCAUCUGUAAAUGUAUAUAUUGGAUUUUCUUUUCCAAAAAAAGAGAAAGAAAUACAACUGAUCUCGUCUGUCCUCAGAAACUUAACAGCGUAGGGCAUGGUUAGUACUUGGAUGGUAGACCCCCAUUCGUCUACCAGGUGCUUUAAGCUAUUUCACAUGAGCCUGACAGACAGAGGGUGCUACGAUAAAAAGUGAAGAUUCACGAAAUGCAUUUUUUCCAUUUCAGGCUUGAAAUAGCCUAUAAAGGACAAAGUGUUGUUGUUUCAUUUCAUCUUAUUAUCUCAGAAGCUAAGUGAAGAAUCAUAAAAUAGUUUUCCCUUUCAGGCAUGAGGUAUGCUAUAAAGGAGAGGUUUUGUGUUUCCUUUCAGUUUAAGGCCAUACUACUCUUAAAAACACCCGAUCUCGGAAACUCAGUGAAAAAUCACUAAAUAUGUUUUUUUCCAUUUCUGACAUGAGGUUGCCUCUAAAGGACAGUUUCAGGUUGAGUUUCAGCUUUCUACCCUGACAACAUCCGAUCUUAGAGGCUAAGUAGAGUUAGCCCUGGUUAGGACCUGGAACUGAGACCGCCUGGCAGUACCAGGUGCUGUAACCUUUUACAUUCACUUGACCGACAGGGUGCUGUGCCAAAAAGAAUCACAAAUCGCAAUUCCAUUUAAGGCAUUAGGGUUAGGUUUCCUUGCAGUUUAUGGCCAUAUUCCCCUAAAAUAGCCAAUUUCAUAAAUUCAGCAGUGUGGGACCUGAUUUGUACUUGGAUGGAUGACCGCCUGGGAGUACCAGGUGUCUUUUUCUACUUUGGCAUUAUUCUGACGAAGCGAAGAAUCACAAAAUUUAAGUUUCCAGUUCAGGCAUGAUGGCUAAACAAAACUUUAGGCUUGCAGCUGUACAACCCUGAAAACGCAUGAUUUAGUUUGGUCUCAUAAGCAAAGCAGGGUCAGGACUGGUUAGUACUUGGAUGGGAGACUGGGUGGGAAUACCAGGUGCUGUGACCUGUUACAUUAGUUUAGCAGAAAAAGGCCUUCUUUUUUUUUAAAAUUGAUAAUCUAUUCCCUCAAUUUAGUAAUAUGUACCCUAAAUUUACUCAUCUGUAUCCUCAAUAUAGUAAUCUGUAGCCUCAGAUUAACAGUGAAUUUUAUUUUUCUCAUACAUCGGCACCAGGGGUCUCAGUAGUAUUAUACAAAAGAUAGGGAGUGUAUUUUUUUCCCUCCACAUCCCAAACAUAGUAAUGUUUAACCAGCCAUUUUACAGGCAUUUUGUAUUUGAGCUAUGCCUUUCCAAUCCACUAGAUGUCCUCAUUGAGCAGCAUUGCGCUUUGAGACGCUGAGAUAUCCGAAAAAGAAGCUCCCUUGGGCUAAAUAGGAGCGUACGAACGUGGCUGUUUACGUUCUUAAACUAUUUGACUUUCGAAGCGGUGAAUAUAUUCCCCAUUGACAGUGAAUAGAAUGAUUUAAAUACCGAGAGAAUUUUGUUUUCCAUGUAAUUAUGAGACCGUGUCACGAUUUACCCCCAGUUGCCGUAAAUCUGCAACAUCUGAGAAGCUAACCUAGCAAAAAAACAACAAGCGCUGGUUUUCCUCAUUCUCCCGAAAAGCAUGGAGAUGGACGGUCGGGAUUUUCUGAACACUCCCCCUUUAAAGACGGUCAGGUUUGGCUGUAGCGUUGUGGAAACUUUAGCCAAGUAUAAACAGGGAGACUUGAGUGACUAUGAACUGCUGAAGCAUCAGCUGGCUAACCCUGACAUAAAGGAUGCACAGAUUAUUACUUGGCUACAAGAAUUUCGGAAUUGUGUCGCCCAGCUCACCAAAGACCACGAACAACUCAUCUACGCUAUCUUGAGGCUUCCCUGGGUGGGUCGGAGCCAGGCAGUGGUGGAGGCGUACAUGGGCUUCCUCAGUAACCUGGUGUCGGCGCAGACUGUCUUCCUGUGUGCAUGUCUCAAAAUGGUUGUCUCCCACUUUUCGCCCAAAAGAGUAACCGUCUGUGAAGAAGGAGUCGAAUUCUCGGAUUCAGAUGAUGAAGACCAAAAUCUCCCCAGAAAUUUCAACCAGUGCCAUCAGGCCUUGCAGCUCAUCACCAGAUAUGUCCCAUCCACAAGUCACUUUCUGGUGCCCAUUUUGCAAAACAGCUUUCCUUUUGUUCAAACGUCUUCCAGAACCCAGGAGUGUUAUGUUCACAACCUCCUGAAAGUGACUGUGUACAUACCAACAAUUCGACGAGACAUACUGGAGAUCAUCAUUGGACAGAUGCUCAAACUGGAUGUGAAUGCGUCCCGCUCAGAGAUCGAAGAGGCCGAAGAGAAUGCGCUACAAAGCCAACGGGCAGACAACUCCACUGAAGCGGCCCUCUUUGAUAUGGAUGAGGACCUGCCGACAGGUCCGCCCUCCAGUUUGGGGACCAUGGCCCACCCGGUGGCAGAGAGGCUUGAUUCGCUCAUGGCCGUGUUGUUGGCGUACAUCAAGGAUGUCUGCUAUGUCAACGGUACUCUUCAUACAGACAAAACAAAGGAACUGUACAGGGACAUGUUGAAUGUGUUCGACAAGCUCAUCUUGCCCACCCAUGCUUCGUGUCACAUCCAGUACGUGAUUUUUUACCUCUGCAGCUUCAGGCUGGCCCUAGCUGAAGCUUUCCUGGAGCACUUGUGGAAGAUUCUGCAGAGUCCGUCUCAACCUCCCGUCCACCGCCAGGCUGCUGCUGGCUACAUGGGAAGCUUUCUUGCCAGAGCCAAGUUCAUCCCUGUGCUUACAGUACGGGCGUGUCUGGACCUGCUCAUCUCGUGGAUCCAGUGCUAUAUUGACAGCCAAGACAGCAAAGGCAGGCAGGCCUGCUGUGACAUCAACCUCCAUGGACCGUUCUACACCGCCUGCCAGGCUGUCUUUUACACAUUGAUCUUCAGACAUGGAGCAAUUCUGGCAGGCAACAUGAAGACAGGCUUGGAGUACCUCCAGAGUUUAAACCUGGAGAGGGUGGUCAUGUGUCAGAUGAACCCACUAAAAGUGUGUAUCCCAGCAGUCACAAAUAUGUUUGCAGCCAUCACCAGGAAAUAUCAGGUAGUGUUCUGCUACACCAUCAUAGAGAGGAACAACCGCCAGAUUCUGCCCGUGGUGCGCAGCUCUGGAGGAGGUGACAGUGUCAGCAACAACACCAACCCCUUGGACAGCUUCUUUCCUUAUGACCCCUACGUACUGAAAAGGUCUGGUCAGCUCAUCGAGCCCCUCUAUCAAGUGUGGGAGAAGCCAGCAGACUCGGAGCCACUUGCCACUAAAACAGUCCAUCAGGACUUGAAAGAGGAUGACUAUGACUUCCUGUGUGGGGAGAUGACCCAGGGUGAUGGAAUCGUUGGAAUGACACCCAGCUCCUUGGACUCAAACCCAAGUACAGGCUCACCCCCCAUUUCCUUCCAGAGACAUGGCUAGUGCCACGUCAUGGACUGUCACACUGGACCUGGACCACCCUUAACUGAGUCCACUGACUUUGCAAUGAUGCACAUUGCGUUCAUAAUAUAAUGAUGAGAACUGCUUUGAAGCCACUUCCUCAUCCUAAACAUUCAAAUGGAGUGGCCUGGGAAUUAAAUGACCGCAGUUUGGUCCUUCUAGUUUUGAGAUUUCUUUCAUGAUAACGGGGGCAAUUUAGAAUUUUUUCUUUCAAAAUUAACAGUGUUAACUUGAAAGCCAAAUGUGUAUUAUUAGUAUUAUUAUUGUUGGUAUUUGAGGUUGUCAUUGAACUCUGCAGGUGGUUUUAGCAGUACAAUGAACAAUGUUAAAGUGAUGUUAAGUCUCUUGUGAGCCUUUUCAUUGUAAGUGGGGAUAUAAACAUUCAGAUUCUA
Messenger RNA from Phyllopteryx taeniolatus (common seadragon), 5734 nucleotides. It is a transcript of the gene rrn3, whose product is annotated as RRN3 homolog, RNA polymerase I transcription factor. Gene Ontology annotation, cellular component: nucleus. The transcript is spliced from 18 exons. Gene Ontology annotation, biological process: transcription initiation at RNA polymerase I promoter. The record is from RefSeq and is a predicted model, not a curated record. Gene Ontology annotation, molecular function: RNA polymerase I core binding; RNA polymerase I general transcription initiation factor activity. NCBI's taxonomy places the organism in Eukaryota, Metazoa, Chordata, Actinopteri, Syngnathiformes, Syngnathidae. Bases 3504 to 5324 code for a protein of 606 amino acids.